Messenger RNA from Arabidopsis lyrata subsp. lyrata, 1444 nucleotides. RefSeq names its product transcription factor bHLH63. Gene Ontology annotation, biological process: regulation of DNA-templated transcription. Gene Ontology annotation, molecular function: protein dimerization activity; DNA-binding transcription factor activity. The record is from RefSeq and is a predicted model, not a curated record. The transcript has 6 exons. The coding region runs from base 182 to 1183 and encodes 333 amino acids. NCBI's taxonomy places the organism in Eukaryota, Viridiplantae, Streptophyta, Magnoliopsida, Brassicales, Brassicaceae. Gene Ontology annotation, cellular component: nucleus.
GUUUCCAGAUUUGUAUCUGGGCCUACUUUAUUUGAUGCGAUGAAUAUGGACUAAGUAAAUAGCUGAUGGUUUUUGUUAUAAAUAUCGUUUCCUCUUCUACCCUCACCUUUACUCUGUUUCUUUCUCACUGCAAGCAAUUUGUUUUCUCAAGAAGAAGAAGAAGAAGAAGAAGAAGAUAACGAUGAAUGGAGCUAUAGGAGGUGACCUUUUACUCAAUUGCACGGACAUGUCGGUCCUAGAGCGCCAAAGGGCUCACCUCAAGUAUUUCAAUCCCAGCUUUGAUUCUCCUCUCGCCGGCUUCUUUGCCGAUUCAUCAAUGAUUAACGGCGGCGAGAUGGACGGCUAUCUUGCGACUGCCGGUUUGAAUCUUCCGAUGAUUUACGGGGAGACGACGGUGGAAGGUGAUCCAAGAAUGUCCAUUUCCCCAGAAACUACGCUUGGGACUGGAAAUUUCAAGAAAAGGAAGUUUGAUACAGAGACUAAGGAUCGUAAUGAGAAGAAGAAGAAGAUGAACAGAGAAGAAGUAACAGAAGAAGAAGAAGAAAAGUCGAAAAUAACAGAGCUAAACAAUGGGAGCCCAAAAAGCAUCAAGAAGAUGAAAAACAAAGCCAAGAAAGAAGAGAACAAUUGCUCUAACGAUUCAUCUAAAGUGACGAAGGAAUUGGAGAAAACGGAUUAUAUUCAUGUUCGUGCACGACGAGGUCAAGCCACUGAUAGUCACAGCAUAGCAGAACGAGUUAGAAGAGAAAAGAUUAGUGAGAGAAUGAAGUUUCUACAAGAUUUGGUUCCUGGAUGCGACAAGAUUACAGGCAAAGCAGGGAUGCUUGAUGAAAUCAUUAACUAUGUUCAGUCUCUUCAGAGACAAAUUGAGUUCUUAUCGAUGAAGCUAGCAGUUGUGAAUCCAAGGCCGGAUUUUGAUAUGGAUGACAUUUUUGACAAAGAGGUAAUUGUCUCAACUCCAAUGACUGUGGUGCCAUCUCCUGAAAUGGUUCACUCCGGUUAUUCUCAUGAGAUGGUUAAUUCCGGCUAUUCCAAUGAGAUGGUUAAUUCCGGUUAUCAUCAUGUCAAUCCAAUGCAGCAAGCGGAAACCAGUUCUGAUCCACUGUCAUGCUUCAACAAUGGCCAAGCUCCUUCAAUGUGGGACUCUUAUGUGCAGAAUCUUUAUGGGAGUUUAGGAGUUUGAUUAAGAACAACGAUUCACAACUUAACAAUGUUCCCUAAUUCAAAUUAUUCAUCGGAAGAGAAGAGAGAGCAAACUUAUAGCUGUUAUUUACUAAUUUCCCUAGAUUAUUGACUUGAGAUUUCCCGCCCAUUAUUUUAUGUAUCAAAUUAAAGAGUGUAUAAAUUGCAAACCAGUUAUAUAUUUCUUACCAGUGGACGUAGUCUUUCAAGGUGUGUUCUCAUUUCCUUGUGGUCAAUGAUCAUCCGUAGGAUUUUAUUUUUU